Messenger RNA from Serpula lacrymans var. lacrymans S7.9, 1899 nucleotides. RefSeq lists its product as uncharacterized. The transcript is spliced from 14 exons. NCBI's taxonomy places the organism in Eukaryota, Fungi, Basidiomycota, Agaricomycetes, Boletales, Serpulaceae. The record is from RefSeq and is a predicted model, not a curated record. Gene Ontology annotation, cellular component: membrane. Gene Ontology annotation, molecular function: sucrose:proton symporter activity. The coding region runs from base 1 to 1899 and encodes 632 amino acids.
AUGACAGGUUUCUCUGCCAUACCUAUCGCUGAACGAGACUUGCCAGACGAUGAUUCUCAGUGGGCAGGAGAACCAAAGAUAUUAGGUCCGCGAUGGGCUAACCUUCCUACGUUGACUGUGGGUCUUCUCGGAGUACAAGUAUUUUGGUCUGUAGAGAUGUCGUAUGCUUCACCAUACCUCCUUUCUCUCGGCCUCACCAAGUCCUGGAUGGCAAUUGUUUUCCUGGCUGGACCACUCUCAGGCUUAAUCAUGCAGCCACUCAUAGGUGUGCUGGCUGACAACUCAAAAUCGCGAUUCGGCAGGCGGCGGCCUUUCCUGCUAGUUGGAUCUGUUUUGUGCUCACUUGCAAUGCUACUUCUAGGAUAUACUCGUCCUAUCGCCACCCUCUUCACCAACUCAAAUACAUCUGCGAAUGAUACUCUAACCAUAUGGUUUGCUGUCCUCGCUAUUUACUGUAUAGACUUCUCGAUAAAUGCUGGCGGUAGAUCGGGUUUACUCGUUGACACGCUUCCGACUGCCAAACAAGCCAGUGGAAAUGCUUGGGCUGCCCGAAUGCUUGGCAUAGGCAGCGUUGCAGGUUUCUUUGUGGGAAACAUCGAUCUUCCUCGUUUGUUCCCCUUCUUUGGCACAAAGCAGCUUGAGGUUCUGGCCGUUAUAGCAUCGCUGCUAUUGAUCUCAGCGCACAUAUUGACAUCAUACUUUGUCAAGGAAAAAGUUUUACUGUCUUCUUCAGUAGCUGCAAAAGGUUUCCGUAGUGAAAUACGUGUUUUGUGGAAUAGUUUGUUCACUCUCCCUAGGGCUAUAAGACAGAUUUGCAUUAUCCAAUUUUUUGCAUGGUUAGCCUGGUUCCCUGUCCUAUUUUAUACAACAGUAUAUAUCGGCGAACUCCACAAGCGGUCUUCACCUGUGCCAGAAAAUGAUGACGCUGCCCUUGUUCUGGAUGCUGAGGCGACCCGGCUCGGUUCCCGUGCUCUUUUUUACAGUUCAGUGGUGUCCCUCGUUGCGAAUGUGAUCCUGCCUUUUUUCGUCACUGAAGCAGGGCGAACCAGUACUGCCCUUAGCCCCGUCGCCACUAGAGGAGCAUGGACACGGUACAUUCAAGUGCAUCUAUCCAGCUUAUGGGCAUCAUCACACCUCGUUUUCGCUAUUGCCUCACGAUCUUCUUCGGCCGAUUGUGCUACAUUCAUCAUGGCGACUACAGGUUUUUCUUGGGCAGUCACUCAGUGGGCGCCGUUCUCCCUGCUUGCAGAAGCCAUUCUCUCACACCCCAUGGUUGACGAUGCGGGGUUAAUUCAUCUAGCGGACACGCGUUCGAGUCGAAGGCUUCAUGCAGAGAAUGAUGAAACGCAGCAGCUGAUUGAAUCUCAACCCCAGGACGAUGAUGACACGUUCUCGCGAUCGUCCUCCCCAGAACUAGAAAGGACUACGCCCCAGAGUAUAUUGAGAAACUCCAGGGCAAGGCUCAGCAGGGUUGAUGUAGAUUCAGCCGUUGAGUUCAUGCAGCAUGACCAAGACGGAUUCGAAGCGGAUAUACUGAAUAGGAAAUCAAGUGGUGACUUGAGUUCCCAGGCAGGCGUCAUCCUCGGAAUUCAUAAUAUGUUCAUCGUCGUGCCACAGUUCCUCGUGACUGGUAUUUCAUCGAUAAUCUUUGCGAUCUUUGAGCCUGAUAAAUCCAUCCUCCAUGGACAUCAUCCUGGAAGCACAACUGCUGCGAAUAAUACUGUCCAAGCCGCAUCUCCGGAUAGCACAUCAGGAAAUCUAUUUCUACGACAGGAGGAAACCGACAUUCCAAACACUGGUCCGAAUUCAGUUGCAAUCAUUUUUAGAAUUGGAGGGGUAGCAGCUGCUAUCGCAUUCGUGCUUUGCUGGCGGCUUGCAAGGGAACUGAAGCAUAAAUGA